Molecule: messenger RNA, 892 nt
Organism: Triticum aestivum (bread wheat)
Lineage: Eukaryota; Viridiplantae; Streptophyta; Magnoliopsida; Poales; Poaceae
Product: protein CURVATURE THYLAKOID 1D, chloroplastic
Exons: 5
Coding region: 95-607 (170 amino acids)
Cellular component (GO): thylakoid; chloroplast thylakoid membrane
Source: RefSeq, a predicted model, not a curated record
CAGCAGGAACGCGGGUGUAUAUAUAGAGCAGAACAAACCAUCCCCCUCGCAGCCUCGACGGACACUCCAACUGUGGCAGAAGAAAGUUGACGCAAUGGCGGCCUUGCUCUGCACCAACACCGCCGCCGUCGCCCUUCCCCGCCUCCCGCGCCGACGCGCACCCCCGUGCGACGUCGCGCUCACUGCUCCGGUGCCUGCCCGUCUCUCCCUCCGCCGCCGCGGCCUCCCGACUACAGGGCUGCGCUGCGCCGGCACGGAAGUGGGGGUUACGGAUGCAAUAAGGGUCGCUGCGGCCGCGCCGUUCGGGCAUAGCUUGGUGGCGGUGGACAGUGCCGGUGACGACGAGGCUGCCAACAAGUUGGGCUUCAAGGAGACGGCUAUGUAUGUCAUAUAUGCCACCGGUGCUUUCUUUGCCGGAUGGCUUUUGUCCGCUGUUGUUUCUGCAAUUGACUCCAUUCCCUUGCUCCCAAGGAUACUGGAGAUGGUGGGUCUCGGAUACACGGUUUGGUUCAGCUCGCGGUAUCUUCUUUUCAAGAAAAACAGAGAGGAAUUGUUUGCCAAAGCUUAUGAUCUUAAAAUGAGAAUUGUUGGAUCCGGCGAUGCAUGAUGUCUUCGCAUAUGAUUGGGCGGCUGAGUGUAAUUUCUCUCUCGUAUUGGGAGAAAUGCUAAGUUGUGUGUUCCAAUAAUAUGCUUACUGAAUUUGUGAUGUAGUGUCCGUACUGUUUGAACUAUUGGGAGAGAAUGUAUGCCGUAUUUUUUAGAGAAAAAUGUGGUGUAUGUGAUAGCUGGAAUAAGCAAGUAAGGCCCAUGUAGGACAUGGCUAGGCCAAAUGCAUCCAACAUUGCCUCUUUUAUGCAGAGCGAACAUGAAAGCUUAUGGGAGAUUGGUAUGA